Durio zibethinus is the source of this 971-nucleotide messenger RNA. RefSeq names its product agamous-like MADS-box protein AGL70. The record is from RefSeq and is a predicted model, not a curated record. Lineage: Eukaryota; Viridiplantae; Streptophyta; Magnoliopsida; Malvales; Malvaceae. Gene Ontology annotation, cellular component: nucleus. Gene Ontology annotation, molecular function: RNA polymerase II transcription regulatory region sequence-specific DNA binding; protein dimerization activity; DNA-binding transcription factor activity. Gene Ontology annotation, biological process: positive regulation of transcription by RNA polymerase II.
AUGGGGAGGAGGAAGGUGGAGAUGAAGCGAAUCGAAGAUAAGAGCAGUCGCCAAGUUACCUUUUCAAAACGCCGCUCCGGCUUGAUCAAGAAGGCUCAUGAACUCUCCGUUCUCUGCGACGUCGAGAUCGCUCUCGUUAUCUUCUCUAGCCGCGGCAGGCUCUACGAGUUCUCUAGCGCCGACAGUUUGGCCAAGAUUCUUGAACGCUAUCAGAGUCACCAUGAAAAGGAAUCUGAGGCUUCAAAAGAUGUUAAUGAAGCACUCCUUUCACAUACCGAGCUACUGCAUAUAGUUCAAAGCCAACUGGAAGAACCAACUGUUGAGCAGCUGAGUCUGAUGGACCUUGUACACUUAGAGAAACAACUUGAUAGGGCACUUUACGAAAUAAGAGCUAGAAAGACACAAUUAAUGAUGGAGUCCGUACUGACCCUCCAAGAAAAGGAAAAGUUGCUGAAAGCAGAAAACGAACUUUUAGAAAGAGAGAUUGAAGCAAUGGAAAAGAAUGAAGAUGACAGGAUUGAAGUGGUGAUAGGGUUCAGCCAUCCCGAACAUUUGGGUCAUCAAAACCAGCAGCAAACCCUUAGUUUGCUUCAAUAAGACGGUUAGUUGGCCUAUUAUUGUGUGCUUUGCUCAAUGGGUGCGAUGGAGCUAUUGCCACUGAGACUGUUCCCUUUUAAGCACCAGCCACUAAUAGGUAACCAAACCAAAAGCAUGCAGAGAUUAUUAUGUGGCCGUAAUAAGCUUGUCGCCAAGUGAUUUUAUUUUAAAUAAUUUUUCCCUCUUCCUCCCUUCUCUCUCUUAGUGGAUCCUUAUGCUGUCCAACCCCCCUUGUAAUAAGUCUCAGGGAAGUGGGAACCUCUCAAAUACGUUUCUUUCUAAGACUUUGCUCACAUAUCUGCCGUUUCUGAAAUCAAACCUACGUUGUCACUUGUAAGGGUGUAUCCAUUAAUAGUUUCUUGUUCCUUCGGCAA